CAUUCUUACAUUGAGCCACGGCUGAAAGAGCACGCUGGGCAAACAAGGGAAGCUUUGCACUUUCUAAUUAACAUCUGGACCAUUGAGGAGAAAAGAGCUGUUUGCGUGCCUCUUUCGGCCUGGCACAGCUUGUGUAUCGAACAGAAGCCUGCCGGCUACAAGCCAGGGGAGAGCGAGGGAGAGGCAGAAGGAGAUAGAGAGAAGAUACUGCUCGCAGACAAAGCCACUGUCCUUUGAAGUUACUGCCAGUGUCUCUCAAACUCGGCCACCAAGCCCACCGCAAGGAAGCUGACGUGUUAAUGGCUCAGUAAACGGGAACGAGUCCGACGCUUCACUGGUCACGUCAACUAGCAGCUUGGAAGCCGCCGCCGUGCUGGUGUUACCCGCUAAGGGGGGGUGCUGAACACGCCUGUCUGUCAUGCAGCCUGCAGCAGCCCUGGCGCUCGUCGUCACCUGCUUCACUUGGACGUCAGCCCUGCUGCAGCACAGACAAACUGCUCAUAAGAGACUGCAGUACCUGCUGGAGCCCCCGGUUUACGCGGAAAUCUUGGUGCGGCGAGGGGCGAGCGUCACUCUGCCAUGUCUGCUGCAAAACAAACUGACCUCGUACAAAGUCAAAUGGACGAAACUGGAGCCGCUGUCGCCUGGAGUUGAAAACAUCAUCCUGAUCAGCAACGGGCUCGCACAGAAGGGCUACGGACCGCUGGGACCCCGGGCCUCGUUACGGCGGGCUCACGCUCUGGAUGUCUCCUUACGCAUCGCGGGCCUGCAGUUAGCGGACGAAGGCAGGUACCGCUGCGAGCUGAUCAACGGCAUCGAGGACGAGAGUGUCGAAAUCACCCUGAGGAUAGAAGGAGUUGUGUUUCCAUAUCAGAGUGAGAAGGGUCACUACAAAUUUACUUACCGAGAUGCAAAAGAGGCGUGUGAGAGUCAAGAUGCUACACUGGCAACAUAUCAUCAGCUCUUCAAAGCCUGGACAGAGGGACUGGACUGGUGCAAUGCAGGAUGGCUAAAUGAUGGGACGGUCCACUACCCAAUAAUCCACCCGCGUGAACCCUGCGGAGGGAAGGAACUUCUGCCAGGGAUACGUAGCUAUGGGCCCAGAGACAAGACCCGCGACUAUUUCGAUGCGUUCUGCUUUACCUCCAUAACCAAAGGCAAGGUGUUCUUCAUCAGUGAGAAACUGAGCUUUACGGAAGCGGUACGCAGCUGCGAGGCCCGAGGAGCUCAGCUAGCCCGCGUGGGGCAACUCUACUCAGCCUGGCACUUCCAGAACCUGGACCGCUGUGACGCGGGCUGGCUGGUGGACGGCAGCGUGCGCUUUCCCAUCGCCACCCCCAGAGGGCGCUGUGGGGGCCUGCAGGAGCCCGGCGUUCGCAACUUCGGCUUCCCCAACAAGAGCCAGACCCUCUUUGGGGCCUAUUGCUACCAGUAGAGGGUGGGGGCUACCAGGACAGCCAAUGGUCUCCAAGCUCAGAGGGACUGCUGGACCCAAGAUGCUUUAAAGAGGCUUAUAUGUUGCAGUUCUCUUUCCACGGGCAGUAUGAAUGUUUUCAAAAGAAAUGUAUACACAUCACUAGGUGAAUACGAUUUUAGGUAACGCUUUACAUUAACUGCACCUUCAUAAUGCCUUUAUAAUAUACAUUAAUAGCGAACAUUAUAUGAUUAUAAUGCUUGUUAGUAAUAUAUAUUUUAGGUGUCAGGUAUUGAUCAUUGAAAGUAUUGUGAAAGGUAUACGUUAUGCUGCUUAUGAACGUUCUAUGAAUGCAUUAUAAAGGUAUUAAGAAGGUGCAGUUCAUACAAAGAGUUAUGUGGUUUUGAUUAUAUAUUUUUUACCUUGAUUGGCACUGGUUAAAAAAUCAAGGAUCAUUAAAUAGUACACGUGUUUGUGUAUAUUACCGUACCAGAGAUGAUUAAUGGAAAAUGCCACCUCCCGUCUUCUAAUCGUUUAUUAUGGUCACGGCUAUGGGGGGGGGUCUGUUCCAUGCAGUACAGGACACAAUGCACACCUAAGGUGAGAUGCUACUCCAUCAUGGGACACAUAUUCACACAUACAAUCAUACUCUAUGAAUUUAACUGUAUGUCUUUGUACUGCAGAAAUUCAUGCAAUAUGGGGGGGGGGGCAUAUUCCACACAUACAGCAGAGGCAGAGGUGUGAAUUAUCAUUGCUACCCACUAAGCUCCCCUGCCGACAAUGUAAAUUGCAAAUAAAAGCAAUUUACUAUGGUCAACUGACUUGACUCUACAUGCUGCUACUCCAGUAAAUGAUGUAGACACCAACGCAAAGCAGGAAGAAGAAUUCAAGGAAGUUCAAUUCUCAAUACAUUAAAUACAAUGAAAGCUACAGUAGUAUGAGGAUAACAUUCUGUGUUUUAAGAUUAGCCCUAAAUGUCAUUUUCAGCAUUCUGUCGUCACACGAAGUGUUUGUUACUUGUGAAAGACUUCACGUCUUCAUCAUUAAUUCAUAACAUCCUAAUCCUGCAUUUUUUAGGGCACUAAAAACAGGCAUCUGUUUAAAUGUAUUUCUACGAUGACUUUAGCUCCACCAAAACUGAGACCUGCCAUUUAUGUUUAUACUGCAAAAAAACGUUUUGCUCUUAAAGAGAUCGCCGAACCCUAAAAGCUGUUGUGUUUAGUAUCAUGCUGCUGAGAAUUCCGAAGCCAGUAAAUAACUGAAUUAUCAGCUUAGAAAUGACAGUGAGGCUGUGUUGUUCCUGCUGAAUAUUGAAUGAUAAACUGUCAAAAAUCUC
This is a messenger RNA of Brienomyrus brachyistius, 2750 nucleotides long. It is a transcript of the gene hapln2, whose product is annotated as hyaluronan and proteoglycan link protein 2. The transcript is spliced from 6 exons. The record is from RefSeq and is a predicted model, not a curated record. The coding region runs from base 419 to 1435 and encodes 338 amino acids. Gene Ontology annotation, molecular function: hyaluronic acid binding. NCBI's taxonomy places the organism in Eukaryota, Metazoa, Chordata, Actinopteri, Osteoglossiformes, Mormyridae. Gene Ontology annotation, biological process: cell adhesion.